Molecule: messenger RNA, 1333 nt
Organism: Diorhabda carinulata
Lineage: Eukaryota; Metazoa; Arthropoda; Insecta; Coleoptera; Chrysomelidae
Gene: Dlish
Product: SH3 domain-containing protein Dlish
Exons: 6
Coding region: 173-1228 (351 amino acids)
Molecular function (GO): protein binding
Source: RefSeq, a predicted model, not a curated record
AUUUGAUGCUUGACCUGUCGCGACGUCAGGUUUAAGAUUCAGGUUGGUCCUAUUUUUUAUGAUAUGUGGAAUGUGUAUAGAGAAAACUGUUUAUUUUAUUAAUUUAUUUAUCGAUUUUAACAAUAAGUUGAUACCUUUUUAUUACAUAUAAAGUAUGUAAAUAUAUUACAUAAUGGCAUUUUUAUGCCCUGUUCGCAUCAGACGUGGUAAAAAGAAAAAAUCUUCAAAUGCGGAUCUGGAAAAAGAACUUGCUAGAUCUAACAAUGGUGUUACACCAGGCAUGGGAAGAAUUACUGGUUCUGCAAGCAUUGAAACACUUGUUAGAGUCGGUAUUGAAAAAGAACAUGGCUUAUCUCCUGACAGUAAAAUGGUGGUAUUACAUGAUUUCACCCCGUGUGUUGAUGAUGAAUUGGAAGUAAAAAGAGGACAGAUUGUGAAUAUUUUAUACAGGGAAAAUGAUUGGGUAUAUGUAAUAGGCCUUGAUACUAGACAAGAAGGGUUUAUUCCAUACUCUUACUGCACACCUUACAACAAUCAUUUGGCCGAACUUGCAAUUAAGAAAAAACUGCCAAGGGAUGAACAUGUAGCAUCAGGAGAUAGUUUAGAUACAAAUCAAGACUGUGAUGUUGCCGGUGCAGAUACUAGUGACUGUGACUCUGUGGGGAAGAAGCUCAGAACAGGAGCUGCUUCACCUAUCAGUAUUCAUUCCGAACCAGAUAUGAUACCUUUUUCAAAAGAUCCAUCAGGUCGAUACAUUGUACUUUAUACUUUUAUAGCUAGAGAUGAGAAUGAUGUAUCUGUGGAAAGAGGUGAAUUUGUAACUGUGUUGAAUAGAGAAGAUCCUGAUUGGUAUUGGAUAGUAAGAAGUGAUGGUCAAGAAGGAUUUAUCCCUUCAGGUUUUGUUUAUCCUGCUGAUAAUGUGAUACAAGGUCACUUGAGUUCUACAAAUCAAACGGGUAACGGUGCAUUUCCGAAUCAAAAUAACAAUCAUUCGUUGGCGACGUCUACUGCGGAUGAUCUUCGUUAUCAUGGUACGGAAUUGGUGAUGCUUUACGAUUAUAAAGCGCAAGCUCCUGACGAUUUGACCGUUCGAAGAGGUGAUUGGAUAUAUGCGGAUCUCAAUAAUCAAACAGUAGAUGGUUGGCUGUGGGCGUAUGCACCUAAAACUAGGAAAUACGGUUUCAUUCCUAAAGCAUAUGCCAGACCUCCAGCUAUGACAAGCCUUUAAUUGCCAUAGAAAUGCUCAUUUUUUUUUAAAUUUUUUUAUAAAGUAUAUUUUUUAAUCAUAUUUUUGUAAAAAGUAUUAUAUACCAAAUAAAAAGUUUUAUAAUAA